GCAAAAGAGGAGAGGAGUUGGUGUGCCCUGCCAGCUCUCACUGCCCACCCGCUGCCCACCUCUCGGCGGACACAACCCGGCCGCUGCUGGUUUGUUUGCAUCACAUCACACCAACAGCUGUCUGUGUGUCUGUACGUGCGGUGUGCGUGAGGAGUGAGGGAUGGCGUCACAGAGCAAGGAGAAGCCCAAGACGCCGGCGGAGAUCCUCACCCAUGCCCGCAACCAGGCCUUUCGCGGCGGCAUCGCCGGUGCGAGUGCUCAGGUCAUCAACGUGCUGUCCCUCAUGUGGCUGCGGACCACCAUGAAUUAUCAGUAUCGGUACGGCAGCAACACCUUCCAGGCCAUCGGACACCUCUGGGCAGAAGGUACACACACACAGAUCAACGCCAUGUGGCAUUGCAACGGACCAGUGUGUGCGUGUGUGUUGUCUGCACCCCACCCAUCCCAGGUGGGAUCCCCCGUUUCUACCGGGGAUUGGUGCCGGCGUUGAUGCAGGCCCCCCUCUCGCGUUUCGGCGACACGGCGGCCAACGUGGGAGUGCUGGCCCUCCUCGACAACACCGAACAGACCAAGAACAUGCCCGUGGGCAUCAAGACGGCACUCGCAUCCUGCGGCGCCGCCUUCUGGCGGCUCUUCCUCAUGCCCAUCGAUGGUAGGGACAUGACACACAUACAUGCGCACAGUACGGGUGGGCUGGUGGGCUGGUGGGCUGGUUGGGGUCAGAGUGCCCUGACUGACGGCCUUGUUUGUGUGUGAUUGAUUGGUUGGUAUCAGCGUGGAAGACGGUCAAGCAGGUGGAGGGCGGCGAGGGGCUCAAGGCACUUGUCGGCAAAGGUACUUGCUUGACACACAUGCCCAGCAGACCACAGGAGUGAUUGAUUUGGUGUGCUGUGGAUGGUUGGUCCAUUGACUGCUCCAUGCAUGCUGCAGUUCGGACUCACGGCAUCACCAAGUUGUACCACGGCAGUUUGGCAGCGAUGGGUGCCACGUGGGUGGGGCACUACCCGUGGUUCUUCACCCACAACUACAUGUCCACUCACAUGCCGCAAUUCGACUUCUUAUACGGUCGGUACACACACACACAUAUACGUACUUGGGCAGCCACACAUCUAUAUGUCAGUCAUGUCCACCUAUACAGCUGUACAAUCAAUCACCUGACUACACGUGUGUCUUGUCUUGGAUGUGUGUGAUGUGGUGUGGUGUGUGUGUGUUUAGGCAAGUUCGUGCGGAAUGCGGUGAUAGGGUUCGCGUCGUCUGUGGUGUCGGACACGUGCUCCAACUCCAUCCGAGUCAUCAAAACCACCAAACAAACCUCCACAGUAAGACCACACGACCUAUCUCACCACACACCAACGAUCAGAUCAACCCAUUCCUCUCUCUGUGUGUAUGUGUUGUGUUGCCACCCACCCUCUGCAGGUGCCGUUGUCGUAUCGUCAGGCGGUGAUGGAGGUGGUCAACAAAGACGGCAUUCUGGGGCUGUUCGGCAGGGGACUGGCCACACGAAUUCUCACCAACGGACUACAGGUAUACACCCACACGCCCACCUGUCUGUCUGUCUACUCACAUAGCAUAGCCAAACAAAACACGCGCAACUCAACUGCAUCCAUCGUCAUUCGGACCCCCGUCUGGUCCGCCUGUCUGUCUGUCUGUUCUUCGAUCAUGAAUGCAGGGCAUGUUGUUUUCUGUGGGUUGGAAGGCCAUUCAGGAGAUGCUCAACAAGAGGGCGGGAGACACCAAAUGAUAGAUAGACAGACAGACACGUGAAUGCAUUCAUUACGUGUACCCAUGUGUGCGUGCCG
Vitrella brassicaformis is the source of this 1799-nucleotide messenger RNA. The record is from the annotation of a GenBank genome assembly. Lineage: Eukaryota; Vitrellaceae.